AGAGGGCGACGGGGGUUUGACGUUGGGGGAGGAAGGGGAGCAAAUAGCCCCCCACCGCUGCCCCUGGGUGAAGAGGCAACCCCGUUUCCUCCGUAGGCUCGGUGGAGGAGACGAAGAGCGGCUCCCUUUCCCGGGUCUGCCUGCCUGUCUUGUCUGUCUCUCAGAUGAGUGAGACGUCGCGGCCUUCUCUUUCUUGAAGGGGGGGGGAGCCUUUAGGGAAGGCCCCACAUUGGGGAGAAGCCCGUCCUUGUCGUGGUGUUCAGGCGAGGUAGUUACUUAAUCUGAAGAAGUGUUGUUCACGAUAUCUUAACCACAUCCAGCCCUGUUUAUGGUGGGUCCCUAGUACUGGGAAAAACUGAGUAAGGUUUGCACUGCCUGCCUACCUUGAUACCUGAAGCGGUGGGGUGACACAUCAUGUGUCAGGUAGACCCCAGGUGGUUGAAGGAUGCCCCUUACUAGAUACAGAAGGCCUGUCAAGGGUGAAAAAGAAACCGUUAAAAUCAGUAUUGAAAAUUCCUUUAAAGAGACUUGGUUUCAGCUUCCCAACGGCUGAAAGGAUCCUUCACACAAGUUGCACUUGGGUGGUGAGAGCAGAAGUCGCGUCUCGAUUUUCCACGUUACACUUUUGGAAACAGGAGCUGUUGUUUCUUGCUCAGCAAUGGCACACCCUUAAAAAAAAAAAAAGCAAUUUUGAUGUUUUGAUUUCAACUGUGGACAGUCUUUUGAAGAUGACUUAGGUCUCAAGAGAAAAAAAAGAGUUUGGACUUACUAAGGAAGUCAUACUGAUUUCAAAUUCUUGGAGUAGCAAGACAAGAUCAAAAAGUUAAAGCUAAGUGUAAAUUGAGCAAACAGCUGCAUCGAUUUCUUCCCCCCCCCCUCUGCACACGUUCUUUUAAAAGAGGCACUAUAAAUUGGAAUGUGGUGCUGGAUCUCUGUAGGAUCCCUUCAGUUGAUGGAAAAGUUCUCAUAGGUUUUUAUUUUUCAUUUUAAAUUAAAACUUUUGGAAUAUUCUUACUUGCCUCCACUGAAACCCAUUUUUUUUCCAGUCAAAGAUUUUGGGCACAAAAGAGCAUUGGAUAUAUCAGGAACUGGAUUUAUAACAUAUUUUUGCUUGGGGGAAAAACGACCAAGAUGGAUCUAGAGGAGCCUCAGCAGCUGGGCAUGUUUGUGGAAGGUGAAUUGAUGUCCGUGGGCAUGGACACGUUCAUCCACCGAAUUGACUCGACGGAAGUGAUCUACCAGCCUCGGCGGAAAAGGGCCAAACUCAUAGGCAAAUAUCUGAUGGGGGACCUGCUUGGGGAAGGGUCUUAUGGCAAGGUCAAGGAGAUGCUGGACUCUGAAACCCUCUGUAGGAGAGCUGUCAAAAUUCUUAAGAAGAAGAAGCUGCGACGGAUCCCCAAUGGAGAAGCUAAUGUUAAAAAGGAAAUACAACUCCUACAGCGGUUGCGGCACAAAAACGUGAUCCAGCUAGUUGACGUGUUGUACAAUGAAGAGAAGCAAAAAAUGUAUAUGGUGAUGGAGUAUUGUGUCUGUGGCAUGCAAGAGAUGUUGGACAGCGUUCCUGACAAAAAGUUUCCAGUCUUUCAAGCGCACGGGUACUUUUGCCAACUUAUAGAUGGCUUGGAAUAUUUGCACAGCCAGGGCAUCGUACACAAAGAUAUCAAACCGGGGAAUCUCCUGCUAACAACCAAUGGGACUCUAAAGAUAUCAGAUCUAGGUGUGGCAGAGGCCUUGCAUCCAUUUGCCGAGGACGACAUGUGCCGAACCAGCCAGGGGUCACCAGCUUUUCAGCCUCCAGAAAUUGCCAACGGCCUGGAUACCUUUUCUGGCUUCAAAGUAGAUAUUUGGUCAGCAGGUGUCACACUGUACAAUAUUACAACAGGCCUUUAUCCCUUUGAAGGGGAUAAUAUUUAUAAAUUAUUUGAAAACAUUGGAAAAGGAGAUUAUGUAAUCCCUGAGGAUUGUGGCCCUCCGCUUUCGGAUUUGCUUAGAGGAAUGCUUGAAUAUGACCCAGCCAAGAGGUUUUCAAUACAGCAGAUAAGGCACCACAACUGGUUUCGGAAAAAGCACCCUCAGUGUGAGCCUCCCAUCGCCAUUCCGCCCAGCCCGGAGACGAAGGAUCGGUGGAGGAGCAUGACGGUGGUGCCUUACUUGGAAGACCUCCAUGGCUACAAUGAGGAGGAGGAGGAGGACGACGACUUAAAAGAUGACUACUUAGAGGACGAGAUCAUUUACACUCAGGAUUUCACCAUGCCAGGGCAGGUGCCGAACGAGACCAGGCAGAACGGGCAGAGCUGCACCAGGGGGCUGCCCAAACCGGUCUGCAUGAACGGGACGGAGUCCGGUCAGCUGGUCAGCAAGACGAAAGCCGAGCGGCGGGCCAGCGCCUCUUCCAACCCUUCCCACAAGGCCUCUUCCGCCAGCAGCAAGAUCCGCAAACUCUCCACCUGCAAGCAGCAGUGACCACCAGCUGGACUGCCCGCCCCCACCUGAGUUCCAGAUUGUCUGCUGCCCUAAGCAGCCUUGCACCCCGAUCUCAUCCAUCGGGGUUCUCCUCCAUUCUACCCAUCCACCUGUAACAGAUCACCUGUAGAACAAGCUUGCAAUGAAACCAAGAAGAAGGAGAAGGGGUGAAUUUUAUUUUAUUUUAUUUUAUUUUUUUCAUUUGGUCUUUUUAAUGAGUCAAACCCAAGGGAAAAAUUGGACAGUGACUUGCAACCCACCUGUGACCUCCUUCUACAUGACUUUUCUUUUUGAAAUAAGCUUAACUGUGGUUUGUCGGAUGGGAUCCAGGCUCCUCUUUGACUGCGAUGCUUUGUGUGACCCAGAUAAACCCGGACUCUUUUCUGGGGGGUGCAUUGGGGAGCAGUGAUGGGAGGGGGGAGAGGCAGUGAGUGGUCUUUAAAGAGUGGUGUCCCUCCUGCAAAUCCUCUUUUGCUACCUUCCCAGGUGUGUUUGGAAACUUGCAAGCCAUCAACACGCACUUUAUGUAGUAGACUACUGUUAUAUUAUAUAUAUAUAUAUAUAUUAUAUAUGUGUGUGUGUGUGUGUGUGACUGUGUGUGUGUGUAUAUAUAUAGAUAUAUAUAGAUAUAGAUAUAUAUAUAGAGAUAUAAGAUAUUAUUUUUCUCUUUUUGAUUCCCGUCCUUUCCUUUAUUUUUUCCUUUGCAAUAUCUUUAAGGACUACUUUAUCCGUUACGAUGUGGCGGGGACGAAGGGACAAGAACCCAAAUAAGUAUUUUAAAAUUAAAACAUGAACAGCCUCCCCAUUCCGUUAUGAAUAAAACAAAACACAUACACCCACGCACACCCACACACACACACACACACACACAUAUAUAUAUAUAUAUAUACAAAAAAAAUCUGCAUGCUGUUUAUAAGGGCUGGAGCAAAGGGAAAAGUGCUUUUCUGGUUUUUGUUUUUUCCUUUUUUUAAAAAGAAAAUAAAGAUUCAAUGGAGA
Molecule: messenger RNA, 3459 nt
Organism: Crotalus tigris (Tiger rattlesnake)
Lineage: Eukaryota; Metazoa; Chordata; Lepidosauria; Squamata; Viperidae
Gene: STK11
Product: serine/threonine kinase 11
Exons: 11
Coding region: 1132-2463 (443 amino acids)
Biological process (GO): regulation of cell growth; intracellular signal transduction; protein phosphorylation
Cellular component (GO): cytoplasm
Molecular function (GO): protein kinase activator activity; protein serine/threonine kinase activity; ATP binding
Source: RefSeq, a predicted model, not a curated record